AUGCCGGAUUUCACUGAUGCCCUUCGACCAAGUCAUCCAAAUGGAUCUACCACUCUCACCAGUGAGCGAGCGCAAUCUGAUGUCAACGUGCACCACUUGAGUCAGCACUUGUUUUCCACUGAUGGCUUCCUCCAGCGACAGACCCGUAUCCUUGCUCUGCUUCAGAACGAGGUCUUGUCUUCAAAAGCGACGCAGCAGCAUCUCUUUACGCGUGGAAAGGUUCAAGCUUGCGCUGGCGCGGGCAAAACUGCUUCGUCGCAUGGCAGAUCGGCAUCAGUGGAGCGAUGA
Messenger RNA from Penicillium diatomitis, 288 nucleotides. RefSeq lists its product as uncharacterized. Lineage: Eukaryota; Fungi; Ascomycota; Eurotiomycetes; Eurotiales; Aspergillaceae. The transcript has a single exon. Bases 1 to 288 code for a protein of 95 amino acids. The record is from RefSeq and is a predicted model, not a curated record.